AUGUCUCAGCGUACGGUCUUGAAUGAGCAGUAUAAGGGAUUGGUGGAGCGAAUGUCAGUCCCGGUUAAGCUUCAUGAGAGAGAGGGACGUCGCUAUGCUACCUGUGCUUCGUUAGUUCCCAUCCAUUGCUGCACGGCGGAACAGAAGGCAGAACUCUCGGUGUCAACCCACCACUACUGCGACGUGUUUACGGAACAAGUUUUAGCUCAUUUGGCUGAGCUAGCCUACGUCCGGCUAGAUGUUGACACUGCUGAAAAGGUAUUUUUGAAUCGUACCAAGCGUAUACUUAUUGUAUCUAGCGACGGUAAACUGGCCCAAUGGCGAUGUGCUCCGACUUUUGAGUCUGCGAAUAAUUAUAUCGCAGGUGCACCUAUUGUCAAUAAAGAUGGAAGCAUCGUUUCCAUAGUGACCGCCAAGCGGGGGAACCACUAUGCUGUAUCCAAUGCGGAGGGCGAAGGUGGGUACUUCGACACGUCCAGACCGUGGGAGAUCAUCGAUACUGGUGACGCUAAAUUCGUAUACGCGGACAAAACUUUCUCCACCCGCGAGGAAUUAAGGGAAUAUAUUAAUUCCCUUCCCCCCGCUUCACUCUCGUCACCCCCGCGGCCGCUUUUAAUCCGCGGAAACAGUCCCCGAGUGGCUCUAGUUGCAGAGAAUGGAAGGCAACUCGUUCAUAUUUAUCUAUCUGGAGUACUGGCUGAUGAUGUUCAGUACUUAUAA
Pieris macdunnoughi is the source of this 720-nucleotide messenger RNA. The record is from the annotation of a GenBank genome assembly. NCBI's taxonomy places the organism in Eukaryota, Metazoa, Arthropoda, Insecta, Lepidoptera, Pieridae.